AUGUUUCCGCAAUGUUCGCUUUCCCUGCUGAGUAUCUGGGUCACGCUCGCAGUCUAUGUUGUUAGGACUGCCGCGAGUGGGGAGCAAGUCUCCCUGACCGGCGGGACGACCGCUGAGUCGACGCGUAAGUUUUGCGGGAAGUUAGCGGGAAAUGGCUCAGAUACGCGCAUAAAUCGCGCUUCAGGAUUGGAAGAGCCGUUCUUUUGGGCUGAGCAGGGUUGGAAUGGUCUCACGACGUUCGCGGGCGCACUACCAUUGCGAUGUUUCGGGGCCGAUGCAGGGGUACUUUUCGAUGUAGCCGUGCUUGGCGCGCCCUUCGACACUGCCACGACAUAUCGUUCAGGGGCACGAUUUGGUCCUAAUGGCAUACGUCAAGGUGCCAGACGUCUCGGGAUUUCCAGAAUCAAUGUUCCCAUGAAAGUGCGCGUCAGCGAGCACCUCGAAGUGGUCGACUGCGGUGACGUCCCUAUGGUUUACAUAGACAACAAAGUUGCUCUGCGACAACUCGAGCUAGCUAGUUCUGCCAUCCUCUCCAAGAAGAGCCUUCGCAUUUACGAGGGAGAAAGUAUAGCAAGGGACGGGAGUUUCCAUCCUCGGAUUCUGACGUUGGGCGGAGAUCACACUAUCACACUGUCGAUGCUACGGGGCAUGGCUCAAAUAUACGGUCCGGUCAGGUCGGCGUCGUUCAUUUUGAUAGCCACAUUGAUACUUGGAAGCCACGAAGAGUGCCCGAUGGACCGUGGCUUCCAGAUGAAGUUGGAGAUCCCAGUGACACACGAUAAUUACUUCUGGCACGCGCACGAGGAGGGUCUCCUGGCGUCAAAUCACUCUAAUAUCCACGUGGGUAUACACGGUGCGCUGGACAGCUGGCAAGACUACGAUGACGAUUACGAAGCAGGCUUCGUGAUCAUCCAGGCUGAGGAAAUAGAAGAUAUCAGCUACAAGGGCAUUGUAAAGAAGAUUAGAGAUGCGGUUGGAGACAACCCAGUAUACAUUUCAUUCGAUAUAGACGUGAUAGACCUUGGGAUGGCACCUGCCACUGGGACUCCCGAGAUAGGCGGAUUCACUACUAGAGAAGUGAGAAAGAUUCUUCAGGGCUUAAAUGGCCUCAAAAUUGUGGGCGCAGACGUUGUCGAAGUUGCUCCGGGCUACGAUUCCCAAGCUGAGAUUACGCAAAUCGCCGCAGGGAAUAUUGGUUGGGACAUCCUCGCGCUAAUGGCGAAAACGCCACUCGUGGUAUGA
Messenger RNA from Fibroporia radiculosa, 1242 nucleotides. RefSeq lists its product as uncharacterized. NCBI's taxonomy places the organism in Eukaryota, Fungi, Basidiomycota, Agaricomycetes, Polyporales, Fibroporiaceae. Gene Ontology annotation, molecular function: agmatinase activity; metal ion binding. The record is from RefSeq and is a predicted model, not a curated record. The coding region runs from base 1 to 1242 and encodes 413 amino acids. The transcript has 16 exons.